Molecule: messenger RNA, 8841 nt
Organism: Nothobranchius furzeri (turquoise killifish)
Lineage: Eukaryota; Metazoa; Chordata; Actinopteri; Cyprinodontiformes; Nothobranchiidae
Gene: mid2
Product: midline 2
Biological process (GO): protein localization to microtubule
Cellular component (GO): microtubule
Molecular function (GO): microtubule binding; zinc ion binding
Source: RefSeq, a predicted model, not a curated record
UUAAUAUCACACACAAUAGUUGAUUAUUUCAAAGUUGCCAAAUAGCCUUUAAUUGGACCAAUCAGUAAAUCGCUGAUUCAGUCACAUACACAGAUUUGCUUGAGCCACACACACAGAAUGUAAUCUAAUUAAUUCAGAGUGGUGUUACUACUAUUUAAACCACUUUUGCUGAAGUUUAAAUCCAUGCAUAUUUUAAUUGCUGCCUUUGGGCCUGUUGUGCUGUGGAGCAACGCUGCACCCUCUCUUGUUUUACUUAUUGAUAAAAUGGAACAGUCUAGGCUAUUUAACUACUGAUCUGCUUUUAUUGCCUAGAGUUGCAUCAUUUUCCAGCACAAGAAACUAAAAAUAGAUUCCUGGCUACGAGUCGUUCCUCUUCCUAACUGGCUGCCUGUCAUGAAGGUGAAUUAACCACAUGAGACCUAAUUGUCCGACACCUGGAUCCCAACAGUCCCCCUACCCACCUCCACCCUAACUGUUGAGGUGUGUGUGACCUGUACUCAUGGGCUGGUCUGCUCACGUCACUGAAGCUUCCAUCUGCUUGCCUGUGCACUUUGUAUUGUAUGGGUGGAGGAGGAGCCGCUUUUUCCUGUGAUUGUCUCUCUCUCUCUCUCUCUCUCUCGCUUAGCCAAAGUUGAACAUUGUGCUUUGCCUGGGAGCUGUCGCCAGUGGAGCGGUGCAGCUCUCUGCGCUCUGACUGAACUGAGCUGGCGUUUAUUGCGCGGAGCCUUGUGGAGCAAACGCGAAGGGAAAAAGGAUCUCCUCUCCACUAGGAACCUUCCCCGUUCUUUUUUUAAUCCUCCUGUGUGUGUGUGUGUUUUUUUUAUUGUAUUUAUUUUUUCACCGAAUUGACUCCUGGAUACUUUCAAGAUGUCAGGGGAAAAGCGCAUCGGGCAUUUAAAGCUGGUAGGUGUCUGAAACCCCUCCCCUACGCGCUCAGAGGUGUCUGGGUCUUGGUGUGAAGUGCGGCUCAGCUGGGUUGUGACUGCGCUCGCGCUCAGGAUAACACAAGAGUUGGUGAUUCCAUUUUCCACCAUCAGCUUGGAAUUUCUUUACGCGUGUUGUGGUGUGGACCCGAAUCUGGCGCACAUGAAAAUGUCAGAGGUAAUUGGCCAGCUUCUGUGGGAUUUGAUGUCACCUUUAGACUGGUUUAACUGAAGAUGGAAACACUGGAGUCAGAGCUGACUUGCCCGAUCUGCCUGGAGUUAUUUGAAGAUCCUUUGCUCUUGCCUUGCGCCCACAGCCUCUGUUUUAACUGCGCCCACCGAAUCCUGGUGUCUCACUGCUCCACCAGCAAGCCCCUCGAGUCCAUCUCCGCCUUUCAGUGUCCCACCUGUCGUUACGUCAUCACGCUGAAUCACCGCGGCCUGGAGGGCCUGAAGCGCAAUGUGACGUUGCAAAACAUCAUUGACCGCUUCCAAAAGGCCUCCAUUAGCAGCCCCAACUCCCCCACGGAGAGUCGGCGCCUGCAGACGCAGCGGCCGUACACUGCCACCAUUAGCGGCACAAUAGCUGGAACGAUUGGUGGCGGGGGGACUGGUGGAGGAAGUGCACGUGGCAGCCCGGCCACUUCCAGCCACUCCCACUCGCACGCCAAUCACACCAACCACAACAACGCUAACCACAGCCCAGCUGUCGUGGCAAAGAUGGAUCUGCGAAUCAGCUGCCAGUUCUGUGAACAGGAUCCACCACGCGAGGCUGUCAAGACGUGUGUCACAUGUGAGGUGUCGUACUGCGACAGAUGCCUGCGUGCAACGCACCCCAACAAGAAGCCCUUCACCAGCCAUCGUCUGGUGGAGCCUGUGCCAGACACCCACAUCCGCGGUCUGACCUGUCUGGAGCACGAAAAUGAGAAGGUCAACAUGUACUGCCUGGUGGACGAUCAGCUGAUCUGUGCCCUCUGCAAGUUGGUGGGCCGCCACAGGGAGCACCAGGUGUCCUCGCUUACCGAGCGCUUUGACAAGCUCAAGGCUUAUCAGGUGAGCCCGGGCAGAGUGUCAGAUGCAGCAAUGGAGGCUUCAAAGACAAGCGCUGCGCAAACUCUGGAGAACAACCUAACUAACUUGGUGAAGAGAAACAGUGAACUGGAGAACCAAAUGGCCAAGCUCAUCCAGAUCUGUCAGCAGGUGGAGGUAAACACAGCCAUGCAUGAAGCUAAGCUGGUGGAGGAGUGUGACGAGCUGGUGGAGAUCAUCCGUCAGAGAAAGCAGAUCAUUGCAGUCAAGAUCAAGGAGUCCAAGGUGAUGAAACUGCGCAAGUUGGCUCAGCAGAUUGCAAACUGUCGCCAGUGUUUGGAGCGCUCCAGUGCCCUCAUCACGCAGGCCGAACAGAGCCUGAAGGAGAACGAUCACGCGCGCUUCCUCCAGUCUGCCAGAAACGUGGCAGAAAGGGUCGCCAUGGCAACAGCCUCCUCCCAGGUUCUCAUCCCUGAUGUGAACUUGAACGAGGCAUUUGAUAACUUCGCUCUUGACUUUUCCCGAGAGAAGAAGAUUCUCGAGGGGUUAGAUUACCUAACAGCUCCCAACCCUCCAGCUAUCAGAGAAGAGCUAUGCACCGCCUCCCACGACACCAUCACUGUUCACUGGACGUCAGAGGAUGAGUUUAGUGUCACCUCCUAUGAGCUGCAGUACACCAUCUACACUGGCCAGACGAACUUCAUCAGCUUGUACAACUCUGCAGACAGCUGGAUGAUUGUACCGAACAUCAAGCAGAACCACUACACAGUGCACGGCCUGCAGAGUGGCACACGUUAUAUCUUUUUCGUCAAGGCUAUCAACCAGGCAGGAAGCCGCAACAGUGAGCUGGCACGCCUCAAAACCAACAGCCAGCCAUUCAAGUUAGACCCGAAGACGGCCCACAAGAAGCUCCGUCUGUCCAACGACUGUCUGACCAUGGAGAAGGACGAGAGCUCUCUGAAGAAGAGCCACACACCGGAGCGUUUCAGCGGCACCGGCUCGUAUGGAGCGGCCGGUAAUGUCUUCAUCGACAGCGGUUGCCACUACUGGGAGGUGCUGCUGGGAGCCUCCACAUGGUACGCUGUUGGUGUGGCUUACAAAUCAGCCCCAAAAAAUGAAUGGAGUGGCAAGAACUCGUCCUCGUGGGUGUUCUCGCGCUGCAAUAACAAUUUUCUGGUGCGGCAUGAUGGUAAGGAGAUGCUGGUGGAGGCGAGCCUACAGCUGCGGCGGCUAGGCGUCCUGCUGGACUACGACAACAAUUCUCUGUCCUUUUACGAUGCCAUGAAUUCCCAUCACAUUCACACUUUUGAAAUCUCCUUCCUCCUGCCUGUUGUACCCACAUUUAUGAUCUGGAACAAGUCGGUCAUGAUUCUCUCGGGGCUACCUGUCCCAGAUUUUGUUGACGGGGUGUCCUCAGAUCUCCAGGAGCAGCAGCAGCAGCAAAUGGGCCUGUGCCGACAAGAAUCGCCCUACUUGACGGGGAUGAAAACCUGCCACUGACUGGUUUUUUGACUGAAGGGUUGAUCAGGAGUCGACAGACACCGACAGUGUGGCUGAGCUUUGCUCUAAUCCGAGAGAGAGAGAGAGAGAGAGAGAGAGAGAGAGAGAGAGAGAGAGAGAGAGAGAGAGAGAGAGAGAGAGAGAGAGCGAGAGAACGGGUUGCUGUCUAAGGAAGAGCUGGAAAUAUGCACACCAAAUUUAAAACCUGUUGGUCCUGUUAGUUUGUAGCCAUUCUGUGUUUUUGCAGCUCUAUUAGUUAAUGAGAUUUUUGACUGAAAACAUUGGUGCAUGUGACUUUCAUCUGGUGCCCAGAGGCAAGGCAGCUUUGCUCUGUCACUGAGCUGGGUUAGAUUCCUGGUUUCCAGAACCAUUUGAGAUUUCCUUUAACCUAUUUUCUUUUUGACAUGACCUCUGGGCAAAGGACCAAGUUGAAACUCUUCAUGCCAGCGGUUCAAAGUGUGAAGUUGUAACAAAUGAACAGUGCAAAGUAACAAAUACACAAGAAAACCAAAUGGGACUGACUACUGCAGAGAGCUACUGAUAUUUAUUGUUCUUCUUUAGAGAUGAUGAAGAGUGGAGGAAGAUGCAAUUAAAAAAACAUUCACAAUUAAACACAACAUUCAAAGUUUAGAUCUUUAUGAAUGUUUCUGACUUAAAUAAUGUGUGAUGAUGGAAAGGGAACUUGCCUGUAUUUAUAGUCCUAGAAGCCCCCCAAGGUGCUUUACAACACAACGGUCAUUUACUCAGUCACAAACUGAAGGAAUAACAUUUAAUUGACAGGAGGCUUUUAAAAUGAUGUUUAACACUGUGGCAUCUUUGCCAUUAGAAGUGUUUAUGACAGCAGUUUUCCACUCCUCUCUUGGCCCUAAUUGUUAGCUCAGCAAUCAGUUCUGAACUCAUCUCUAUAGAGCUCCGGACGUCACGUGACUCUCAGAGAGUAGACGCCAUGUUGGCAGGCAACAAAGGUAAACAAAAUGAACGGGAUCAGCUUGGAUUUUACUCCGUCGGAGUUUACUUCACACUUUAAAACCGAAGAAAUUGUUUUAUAUAGUCAGAAAUUAAAUAGAAUAAACAUCUCUGACCCUUACCGUGCCCCUGGGAUACUUUUGAAAAACGCCAGAAGCUGUCAGAGCGGACUUCUUACCGGACCUGGCCAGGGAACGCCUUGGGAUUCCCCUGGAGGAGCUGGCCCAAGUGGCUGGGGAGAGGGAAGUCUGGGCCUCUCGACUUAGGCCACUGCCCCCGCGACCCGACUCCGGUUAAGCGGAUGGAAGGAUGGGCAAAUAACAGAUUUACACGUAAGUAGUUUAAAUAGAGUGCUGUGCUGUUUGAAUGUAUAAACUGAAUGCCAAGAGAAAUCACUAGUUUGAUUGUUUUCCGUGAAUAAAAUAAAAAUGUCAGGCAGGAGCGUCUCAGGAUCUGUCUGAGAUCUGUCUCGGUGAGACAGAUAAUAGCCAUCCAAAGUGCUUUUUAUGUGUGAUCUGACAACUGAUCAACCAUUGCUUAAAAAUUAAAUACAGCUUAGCCGGUUAAUUGCUGUGAUCAUAAAACACGGAAACGGCAGCACACAGAACUCACGAGGCAACGUUUUACGUGACAUUUACUUGUUGCUAUGAGUAAUAAGACAGAAAAAGCCACGCCAAAAUAAGUUUAGGAAGCCCACUAAGAAUCAUAAUAAAAGCAUUUAAAAUAAAUACCAUACACAGUUGAGGAAACAUUGGUUUAAGUACCCGAUAUGAAGUGGUCGCUGCAUAAGUGAAAACCUUUACUCUCGGGAUCCCACAGUUUCAUUUUAGCCCGGUCACUAGCGCGUUUCAUUACAAUGAUCCAACGUUCGCGGCGUUCCGGAUCUUGGGGAAUCCUGUAGAUGGCUCAUCCCUUAUGUCGUCCGCGUCUGUUCUGCACCCUGGGGCACAACAGGAAUCGACCAUAUUUCCCGUUUAAGUUUUCUGACAAUAACAAAUAGUCCAGCUGUGGGCUUCUGCCUGCCAAGAUGGCGCCGUUUCGAUUUGAACUGUUGCAUGCCGGGAGAAGUGACGUAAACUCCCGGAGCUCUAUUUCAGGGAAAUGAAGGUGAUCCAAGUGUACUGAUGCAACUGAAAAAGUCAAGUGUUAAUCAGGAACCUGAGAGGGCAAUUGUUUUCUCAGAUGUAUGAGAGUCAAAGUCUAAUCAUUCUACAGACAUGCUUUUGUUUGAGUCUAUUUAUUUUGUUUAAUGUAAUUUUAUGAGAAAAUAAAUGUUAAAAGUAAGUAAAAUAUAUCUUUAGUAAAUAAUAAAUAUAAAAAAUUACAUUUUUCUUUUUAAAAGACUAAGACAAAACUAAAAAUAAUAUGAUAAGCAUAAAUUGGAGCAGACUCGAUGGCGCUGAAGUUCUCAGGACUGAUGAAGGAACAUCAGUGAAAUGACUCCUGUGUGAUGAUCUGAUUCUUUUAAUCACAUUUUUCUGUUCCAGUGAACAUGGAGAUCCUUUAAAGGUGCAAUAUGUAAGAAUGACAUCCUGUGGUUAAAUUUGGUUACCGCGGCCCAUUUUUCUAAGCAUAUAGUCACUUUCUCUCUAUUGGUCCGAGGUUUCCAGUUACAGAUCAGUACCAGAAGAGUCUCGAUGACAAGUGAAGACGAAUCAUAUGCAGUGUUUUGAUAAGUUGAUAAAUACAUUUCACUGUAAUAUAUUGUUGAUGGUAAUUGAAAAAGUAGCUUGAGAUUGUUUUACAGCCGUUAGCACAGUUACCUCAACGUUAGCUUCUAGCCUUCUUUAUCCGAUAAUAGAGUAAAAUGAAAAGAUGCCCUGGCUUCUCAGGAAUAAAUGAAAUAACUUCCGGGUCACUGGAGUUCCUUCCUUCCCACGUGAUUAUUUCACUGUAGUAUUCUUACAUAUUGCUCCUUCCGAGGAUGAAAAUUUGCAGUUGCAUGUUUCCUUUCGUCAUCCUUAUCCUCAUCACUAAACUAAUUUCUUGAGAAAUUUUAACUUUUUUCUCAGCGUCAGUGCUGUUAAACAGAGGAGUGAAAUCUGCUUUAGGUUUAUUCUAUCAUUAAACACAAUGCUCCGCAACAGAGUUUCUUCUCAGUGUUUUCAGAUUCCUUCCCAGCAGCAGAGGCUAGAAGAGCUGUAGCAGCUGAGGGUGGAGCAAUGAGUUGGUGCAUUCUGGGAUGUGCAGUUUUAGUGUAAUACAUACCUACAGUAUUAGAUAAGAUCAGAAAAUACAUUUGGAUACAUUUGCAUACAAUAAACUUUAAAGUAAAAAUUAUUUUAAAAACUGGUGAUGCACUUGUUAAAAUAAUAUCACUGUUCACGUUUUCUUGGCAGCUUCUUAUUGGCAUCUUCUCCUUGAUCUUCUUCCUAAAUUAAACCCAUAAGCUGAGUUUGUGUGGGUCACAACUUCCGUUCUGUUUCUUGUUGCUCCUAAAAAGCGUGUUAAAAGCACAGGGACAUGUCUGCAUCAUGUGACUACUCCACUUGUUUAAUAAAUGGUUCAUGAAUAUAAGAAAAAAGUAAAAUUCAUGGUAGAAAGAUGGUUGACUUUUAUAAACAUAAAAGUAUUCAGGUUGCACUUUUUGAUGACAUUUUUGGCCCUCUGUGUGUAAAGAAGUGUGUGUGGCAGGAUGAAAAAGUAAAGCACUGGUUGUGUUAACUCAUCGUGUUUUCCCGAUCAUAAUAAUGUUACAGAACAAUAACUAAUCGGAAAUUAAGUUAACUGCAUUAACCAUUUUAUAUAUACAGAUAUAUAUAUAUAUAUAUAUAUAUAUAUAUAUAUAUAUAUAUAUAUAUAUAUAUAUAUAUAUAUAUAUAUAUAUGCCAUUGCACUUUCCAGGGCAGACCAUAAAGCUUUCUGCUGUGGUAAAGGGUUAGGGUUGUAUAUAUCAUAUAUGAAUAUGAGGAUUUUAAGUAAAAGAACAAAAUAAAUAUUUUUUUAAAAGUCAGCACUGUGUUGCUGACUUUUCAGGGAUGAGGAUUAGCACUCACUGUUUGUUGCAGUUUUGUGGCAUGAUUAUGUUUUCCUCUGUAACUUAUGAACACACACACACACACACACACACACACACACAGUCUUGUCCGGUUCAGGCCAUCAAUGCAUGAUCUGCGUUUGGUUUGUUUUUCCACCUCACCAUAAACUCCGAUCCUUGUGUGUUAACACUUCACAUGCAGCUACAGCUGGAGCUGUUGUUUACUUUUUUAUUUGUUUGUUUUGGAUUUUAAGUCCUUGUAUGGGUGACAGUUGUUUUGGUUUGAGAUUCAGGUAGCAGUGCUAAUUUAGACAAUCAAAUGUGUAAAAUACUGUGGUUCUGGGUGGCUCAAAGUUGACUUAAGUUAGGACAAAAGAUUUGCGGGCAGAUCAGAAACCUCGUGGUCUUUUUAAAACCUAUUAAGUUGCAACCAUGACAUUAAGCUGAUUUUCAUGCAACACUUGUGUUUUGACAGACAGACAAAAGCAAAGAUACAGCAGCCUGCAUGCGCCCACUGAUUUAAACCACUCGCCGUUAGACGUAUAAGUAACGUUGUGGUUAACGUUUGAUGAGCUGCAAAGAUCCAGCAGUUUAAAACCUCUCAGCUGUGGGUGGGCAGUAUAACAUCAGUGGUUUUCUCUGCCGGUGUUCACUGAUUGAGCUGUUUGAUAUACGAGUCAAUUUUUUUUUUUAUUGAUUGUUAGAGACAACCUCUGUUUCUGUUGGGGAAAUAACAAAAUGUUAACUGACUUCCAGAUAUCCUCUCAUCUCGUUGAAUGAUGUCGGACUCAACCGUUUGCUGAUUUAUGAUGCGAGCUGACAAGCUCAACUCAUCUGUACGAGUGUGCUCUGCAGGGUCGCUGCAUGAUUACGUGACCUUCCUCCAGGUUCAUACCUUCUUCCUUAUCUUUAUGGUGAGGUUUCUUAUCAAGUCAAACAUUUUUUCUUAAUUUGCUUUUCUUCUGAUGAAAAAGAAAAACUAAAUCGUCAUUGCCAUGCAUAUCAGAUUGUUUGCAGUGCUCCUUUUUGUGUCAUGAGUCAAUACAGUAAAAUAUUUACAGUGAAUGACUUUUAUUAGCUACCCACUCCUUGUAGUGCAGUGUUAAAACCCUAGAUACAAUGCAAUAGAUUCUCCUUUUUUCUUUGCUUUCAUGUUUGUGCAACUUGGACUUUUCUGUUUGUUUGUUUUGUUUUUUUACAACUGAAAAGAAAAGUUCUCCUCUCCGUUUUGGCACCGGGACCUUAAUAAACAGCACAAAAAGAGCAGUUUUGCCCUCAUGCAAAGCUUCCUGUUUCCAUAGAUGUGUGAGAUACUUUUAGUCAGAGAGGAAUGUAAAUCAAAGGGGGGAAAUAUAUAUUAUAUAAAGUUGUACCAUAUACAAAAUAUAUAUGAACCAAUGUUAUUUAUGUGAAUUUAAGUCCAAUUAAAAGUCUGAUCCCAAAACA